Messenger RNA from Fragaria vesca subsp. vesca, 2138 nucleotides. Its product is annotated as UDP-glucuronate:xylan alpha-glucuronosyltransferase 1-like. The transcript is spliced from 4 exons. NCBI's taxonomy places the organism in Eukaryota, Viridiplantae, Streptophyta, Magnoliopsida, Rosales, Rosaceae. Gene Ontology annotation, molecular function: glycosyltransferase activity. The record is from RefSeq and is a predicted model, not a curated record. Gene Ontology annotation, biological process: xylan biosynthetic process.
AUGAGAGGAUCAAUGGCUUCCCCACGCGCCGUUGAAGCUAGGCACCGGCUAUCUGCAUCAUUGUGAGAUAUAUACAGAAGAAAAGUACUGAAAAGUAAAGCAAACGAUUCGGAUCAGAAGCCUUUCCACUUAUCUAUCCAAGAAAGAAGUUCAAGAUACAAGCUUCCUCUGUUGAGAUUUGUGCUGCUAAUCACCAUCUGUGGUACUUUUGUAACACUCCUGUACUCUCCAGACGUUUACAACAAUAACCUUCCAACACAUUCUGUUCCUCGGUGGAUAUGGGGUGGUUCAGAUUCUCGAUAUGAAACAAAUAUAGACAUUAACUGGGAUGAUGUCAUGAAAGUGAUGGGGAGGUUGGCUGACAGGAAUACAUAUCAAGGAAUUGGCCUAUUAAACUUCAACACAAGCGAAAUCAAACAGUGGAAUCAAAUUGUUCCUGAAGCCAUGAAUGUUGUUCUGCACCUAGACUAUGCUGCAGAGAAUGUAACUUGGGAAUCUUUAUAUCCAGAAUGGAUAGAUGAGGAGGAAGAAGAAGGAAUUCCACUCUGCCCAUCUCUGCCAAAGCUCAAAGCAAUUGGUAGACGGCUUGACCUCAUAGCUGUUAAACUUCCUUGUCGGAAAGAGCUAGCAAAUUGGUCUAGAGAUGUUGCUAGGUUGCAUUUGCAGCUUGCUGCUGCUGGACUUGCAGCGUCUUCCAAAGGGUAUCGCCAUGUGCAUUUGCUUUUCGUCACCGACUGCUUCCCUAUUCCAAAUCUGUUCAAAUGCAAAGAGCUUGUGGUGAGGGAGGGGAAUGUAUGGCUAUACAAGCCAAACCUCAAUGUGCUUAGAGAAAAAUUGCAGCUCCCAGUUGGUUCCUGUGAACUUGCCCUUCCUUUCAGAGGGAAAGGGCUGGUCUACUCUGGCAAUGCACGCCGAGAAGCGUAUGCAACAAUUCUCCAUUCAGCUGAUGUUUAUGUUUGUGGAGCCAUAUCUGCCGCACAAAGCAUUCGAAUGGCAGGGUCUACUCGAGACCUUGUGAUACUUGUUGAUGAAACCAUUAGUGGUUACCAUAGGAGUGGACUGCAGGCAGCAGGGUGGAUAGUAAAGACUAUUCAAAGGAUCAGGAACCCGAAAGCUGAGAAAGAUGCAUACAAUGAAUGGAACUACAGCAAGUUCCGGUUGUGGCAGCUGACAGAAUAUGACAAGAUCAUUUUCAUUGAUGCUGAUUUGCUUAUACUCAAGAACAUUGAUAUCUUAUUUUCGAUGCCAGAAAUUUCUGCCACAGGGAAUGAUGCCACACUUUUUAACUCUGGGGUGAUGGUAAUCGAGCCAUCAAAUUGCACAUUUCACCUGCUUAUGGAUCACAUUAAUGAGAUAGAGUCCUACAAUGGUGGUGACCAGGGCUACUUGAAUGAAAUUUUUACAUGGUGGCAUAGAAUACCUAGACACAUGAAUUUCUUAAAGCAUUUCUGGCAAGGUGAUGAGGAGGAAAUGAAGCAAAAGAAGACCUGGCUUUUUGGAGCUGAACCUCCAGUUCUUUAUGUCCUUCACUACCUAGGAAUGAAGCCAUGGUUGUGCUUUCGCGACUACGAUUGUAACUGGAAUUCUGAUAUAUUUCAAGAGUUUGCAAGUGAUGUUGCUCACGCAAGUUGGUGGAAGAUUCAUGAUGCAAUGCCUGAGCUGCUGCAGCAGUUUUGCUUUUUGAGGACGAAGCAGAAGGCACAACUGGAAUGGGACAGAAGGGAAGCCGAGAAAGCGAACUUCACAGAUGGACAUUGGAAGAUCAAAAUCAAAGACCGGCGAUUGAAAAGAUGUGUAGACAAUGUGUGUUCUUGGAAGGGCAUGUUGAAGCAUUGGGGAGAAACAAACUGGACUGAUGAUCAGGUUGUGUACAGUCCAACUCUUCCUGCAAUUACCGCAACUUCUACCGCCGGUGUUUGAAUCCGGCCUUGUUUUACCACCUUUCUAACUGCAUUACCCUUAAUGGAGCUAUGUAAUUACAGAAGUUGAGAGUUCUGCUGGAAAAGUUGUUUUGAUUUUCACCACGAGUAUUUAAGCAUAAGGUGUUAGACAGUGGUAAUUUGGGUACCAUGCUAUGGUAGGUAGUGUUCAUCAUUAUAUGCUUCAGGAUGAUUUUGCUACACAAGUAUAUAGUAAUC